Molecule: messenger RNA, 799 nt
Organism: Musca vetustissima
Lineage: Eukaryota; Metazoa; Arthropoda; Insecta; Diptera; Muscidae
Product: pickpocket protein 28-like
Exons: 5
Biological process (GO): sodium ion transmembrane transport
Cellular component (GO): membrane
Molecular function (GO): ligand-gated sodium channel activity
Source: RefSeq, a predicted model, not a curated record
ACAACGUAAAUGUAUUUUUUACGAUGAAGUCAAGCUGACAUAUUUUCCCGAAGAGUACACAUUUUCGUCGUGCAUGAAGGAGUGCCGUAUGAAAAAGGCCAUUAAGCUAUGUAAAUGCUUGCCACCGUUCUAUAAGCCGGUCGCCAAUGUGAAAAUGUGUGGCCUCAACGAUAUGGAUUGCCUAACGGAAUAUCGUAAUAAUAUCACCAACAUCAAGGAUUGCAUGCAAUGCGAAUUGAGCUGUUCGAAAACGGUCUAUAAUAUUGAGAAAUUGAUUAAGAACAUUGAACGUCCUGAUGCUCCUGGGGUUUUGGUGGAAUUUCUAACCUGGCCCAUUAUCCGCUACAAACGUGAAGUAUUAUUCGGUUGGGUUGAUCUGUUGGUAUCAUUUGGUGGUAUUGCCAGUUUAUUUUUGGGUUUCUCUUUGCUGUCUGGUGUGGAGAUUAUUUAUUAUUUUACGCUGCGGGCCUGUUGCAUGGUCUAUAAGAAUCGGCAACAAUUGGAAGAAAUCGAAGAGAGAAUACAAAAUCAACCUCCACCACCAAUCAAUAUGACCUUGGGUAUGAAAUCGUAUACUGCUCCGAUUGUGGUUACCGAAAAACAGCCAUUGAAUAGCGAUGAUGGCUUAAAUGCCACCAAUGAUAAGCCACCAGAUUACAAUGAAAUUGGUGGACGUCGCAGGAAGGCGGAUAAGGAUUAUACAACCUUUGCAAAAUCCAUGUACAAGACCCCAAAAACGUUACCAACGUAUGCUGAUGCCACAACUAACAAUUGGGAAUAUGGCCACUAUUUGCCUUAA